Messenger RNA from Hibiscus syriacus, 661 nucleotides. Its product is annotated as auxin-binding protein T85-like. The coding region runs from base 17 to 586 and encodes 189 amino acids. The transcript has 5 exons. Gene Ontology annotation, molecular function: auxin binding. NCBI's taxonomy places the organism in Eukaryota, Viridiplantae, Streptophyta, Magnoliopsida, Malvales, Malvaceae. The record is from RefSeq and is a predicted model, not a curated record.
CCAGAAAGUAAACAAGAUGGUUGGACCUUGCUUCAUUUCCUUCCUCUUCUUAAACUUGCUUCCGUUCUUUCAAACCCUAGAAGCUUCUCACUGCCCCAUCAAUGGGUUACCUCUGGUAAGGAACAUUGCUGAACUUCCUCAGGACAGUUAUGGAAUAGGAGGUUUAUCUCAUAUGACUGUUGCCGGUUCACUCUUGCAUGGAUUGAAAGAAGUUGAGGUUUGGCUUCAAACAUUUGCACCGGGGUCACGCACACCGAUCCAUAGGCACUCUUGUGAAGAAGUUUUUGUUGUUCUCAAAGGGAGUGGCACUCUAUAUCUUGCCUCGAGUUCACACAAGUCCCCUGGAAAACCAGAGGAGCACUUUAUAUCUUUGAACAGCACAUUUCAUAUCCCUGUCAAUGAUGUUCACCAGGUCUGUAAUUCGAAUGAACACGAGGAUUUGCAAGUGCUUGUGAUAAUAUCUCGGCCUCCUGUCAAAGUGUUCAUAUAUGAAGAUUGGUCCAUGCCUCACACUGCAGCAAAGUUGAAGUUCCCCUUCGUUUGGGAUGAGCAGUGCUUCCAAGAACCUCAGCAUGACGAGCUUUAGUUUUCGAAGAGCUUCAUAAACACUGCCUUGGUCCUUUUAUUUUUAAGAUGUUAUUAGCAAGUCCAAUUUGAUAAC